GGCGAUAAAGACUCUUUCGGCCAUGGCUCAUCAUCGCUACCCGCACCCUGCGCUUAUCACAGUCGCCAUACUCUUUCUUAUUGCUGUGAUAAGCGUCCUCGUCAUCCCCAAAACGGCUAACGCAAUUUCAUCCGAGCAUUGGAUCCAGCUCUUUCCCGCCUGGGAGGAUAUCAUCAAUACGAUUCUGGAAGAGGAAAAUGUUCAGGCUGCGCUACAGAACUAUCGUGACAACCAUCAUGACCAUCCGAGAACCGGCUACAAUAUUAUGAAUCUCGUCCUAGAGGCAUUCCCAGAGUUUCGCAAGAGCGAAAUGGCUUCGGCUUCUGUGAUUCUAGGCCUCGCCCCAGCGCUGCUGCAACAACUUAGCCCGACGUACGCCGACACUGCUGAAUUAGCCAUCUGCCGCCCUCUUCUCGCAUUCCUGGUCGCCGCAGGCAGUCCAGCCGUGGGUCUGCUGGACCCAAGCAACUGCCUCAAUGUCGUCAAGAAACUGGAGGACAAGCACAAAAUAGGAGCGUUUGAGGGACGAGACCCCACGCGGACCGAACAAGAGUGUACAUGGACUAACGAUCUUGCCCCCACCAUCACAUGUCUCGUCGAGUAUGUCUUGGCCGCUGUGGCCAUUGCAAACAGUCUUCACCUCGCCUACACGCUUGGCGUAUGGGCCGUGUUAAGCUUCACGCCGUCCAACACCACCCUACCUGCUGUAUGGUGCGUCACUGCUGUGCUCGUUCACCUAUUCGGGUGGCUAAUCUUGGACGGUAUGACACUCGGUGGGUUUCUCCCAUCCAGCUUGUCAUUAUCAACCGGUCGGAACAGUGUUCCCAAAGGUGCUAUCGCAAUGGCAUUUUGUGUCUACGUUGGUUGUGCUGUGCAAGCUCUCUUCGGGACCCUCAUUCUUUCGAGCCUCCUCUUUAUCAGCGUGCGGGACGCGACCUUUAUUGUGCUCAGAUUUAUGGCCAGUGUAUUGAUCUGCCGCCUACUUGUAUUUAUGAGUGUUGACCCUUGA
This is a messenger RNA of Ilyonectria robusta, 1009 nucleotides long. RefSeq lists its product as uncharacterized. Bases 23 to 1009 code for a protein of 328 amino acids. The transcript has a single exon. Lineage: Eukaryota; Fungi; Ascomycota; Sordariomycetes; Hypocreales; Nectriaceae. The record is from RefSeq and is a predicted model, not a curated record.